AUGCAAUUUUUGGUAAAAUCUUCACGUCGAGUUGGAUUUUUCGGUUUUGCUACAGCCACAGCUUCACAUAAAGAUAUUGCAGGAAAGAAUUUCUUAAGAUUCUAAAGCAAAUAUGCUGAAUAUGUUACUCAAUUCAAUCAAAAGCUGUAAUCUAUGUCUUUGUAAAAUUUGAUAGUGAAGCUAUUGAAAAAGAGAAUAAAGCUCCAAAUGUUGCACCAUAAGGCAAAGUAUUUGAACACCCAUACAACAAUCCACAUAACCCUGUAAAUUUCAGUGGUGUAAGUGCUAAUUACUAAGCUAGAUCAAAUCAUCUGAAUUGUUUUACAAUUUUAUUGGACCAGAAUAAGUAUCACCACAUUAUGAAAAUUUCCUUGUGGCUAGAAAAUACCUUCUACUUACUUAUGGUGGUUUGAUAGUUAUUGGAUUUGCUGCAGGUACAACUAAUCUACAUUGGAUUGCUAAAUCAUCAUUUUUACCAUUCUUAUUCUGGAUGCAAAUUAUGUACUUUUACUUGGAAGGUCGUAAAUCAUUCAUGAAACCAUUACUUGCUAGAUUUUACAGAAGAGUAGCUGGAAAUGAAUGUUUCUAACUUGAUUAAUAUUAUCAUGAAAAUAUGCAACUCAAAAUUAGAACUCUUUUAGAAGCAGCCAAAGGAUAAAUAGAAUAUGGUUAAUUACAUAAAGAAUUUAGAGAUGUUAAAGCAGAAUUAAUUAAUACAGUAUAUUAUUAUCAUUUAUAUUUAAGUUCUUAAUGA
Messenger RNA from Paramecium primaurelia, 754 nucleotides. The record is from the annotation of a GenBank genome assembly. NCBI's taxonomy places the organism in Eukaryota, Ciliophora, Oligohymenophorea, Peniculida, Parameciidae.